GUGAGACAUCAGCAGAUCUCCAAUCAAUUGCCAGUCAUCCCUGUCUUUGAAGAGGAGAUGGUAAAUAGUACUUUGAUACUUUGCCCAGAUGGUUAUGAGGCUUGGAUUCAUCCGUGUUUGUCCAGCAAACUAAACAGAGAGCUAUUGAAAAGAAACCAUUCUUGAAAACAAAAGAGAAAACAGGGCUUGUAACUCCUCCUCCUAGCAUAUUCCUGCAAUUGAAUACAUUCUCUUUCCACAAAUGGUAUUGCAGGCAAAGAAAGAUGAACAUCCCAAUUCUUCUCUCAUCCCAAAAUCUAAGAGCAUCUGGAUAAUUGACCACAUUUAAAAAAAAUAAACAAGAAGAAGGACUGGAAUUCAUACACUGUUUCAUUUACUUUGGAUUUCAUCAUCCACUAAAAAGUCCUGCAAGAAUGAAUAUGAAUCUCAGAAGAUGGCUGGCCUUAGUACUCAUGGUACAACUGCUUUUCAUCUUCGCAGCUGUGGACAGCUGCUUUCACAACAGGAGGACAUCCAGGAGGUUGGAUUCAAUGCCAGCUUGGGAACUAAAAUAAUCAUUCAUGGUUUCAGGGCACUAGGCACCAAACCGUCAUGGAUAAAUGCACUGAUUCAAGCCUUCCUAGAGGUAGCCAAAGUCAAUGUGAUUGCUGUAGACUGGGUUCAGGGAGCCACAGCAGCCUAUCCUACUGCAGUGGAAAAUGUUAUGACAUUGGGACUGGAAAUUUCUAGUUUUAUCCGCAAGUUACUGGCUAUGGGGGUGCCAGAGUCAUCCAUCCACCUUAUUGGGGUGAGCCUUGGAGCACAUGUUGGGGGCCUGGUGGGCCAAUUCUAUGAAGGCCACCUUGGAAGAAUUACUGCUCUGGAUCCAGCCGGGCCAAAAUACACAAGAGCCAGCCCUGAGGAGCGUCUGGAUCCUGGGGAUGCUCUCUUUGUAGAAGCCAUUCACACAGAUUCGGAUAAUUUUGGUAUCCGAAUACCCGUGGGGCACAUUGAUUACUAUCUUAAUGGAGGAAAAGAUCAGCCUGGAUGUCCCCGUUUCAUAUUGUCUGGCUACCAAUACCUGAUCUGUGACCAUCUGAGGGCUGUGCAUUUCUACAUCAGUGUCUUGAAAGAUUCCUGCCCAAUGAUGGCUUUCCCUUGUUCUAGUUAUAAGAAUUUCUUAGCUGGUCACUGUUUAGAUUGCUCCAAUCCUUUCUUGAUCUCCUGUCCCACAAUCGGACUUUUGGACAAUGGAGGGCUCAACAUAAAAACAUUACCUAGAGAGGUUAAAGUUUACUUGGCCACAGCUGCAUCAGCACCAUACUGUGUACACCAUACACUUGUGGAGUUCCACUUGCAACAGAGGAGAACUUCAGAUACCAAUAUUGAGAUAACUUUUCUCACUAGCAAUUCCUCAGCUAGCACCAGCUUCAUCAUACCCAAGCAGCAAAUGCUGGGCAAAGGCUUGCUGAUUCAUUCUGCUCCACUAUGCCAGAUAGAAAAUGUGAUGUUGCAGCACCUUCACAAGUUUUGGAAGAGGAACAAAGAUGAGCCACCUAUUGUUGGGCACUUUUGUACUGCAUCUCUGCCUGUGGAUAAAAAUGAGAAGAUGAUGUGCUUGCCACAAGUGCUGACUAUUACAAGUCAUAACCCCCUUCUUCAGAACCUCAACAUUCAGUGUGAUUAACCCAGUUUUCCCUUGUGGACACAGAUAUUAUAAAGGGGCUAUAACUUUGAAGGUAGAUAUUUUAAAAUUAAAUGUAUGGCGUUAAAAUUUUUUUAAUGUAUUGCCUGUCACAGAAAACUUGCUUCACAUCAACUGCUAAUAAUUUAAGCCUGUUUUUAGUAAAAAAAAUUAAAUAGUUUUACAACUAUGAAGAAAAUAAAUACAAUGUAUAUAAAAUGGAACAGCACCUAAUUGAACAGGACCUAUUCCUAACAAAUCUGGAGUAAAAAUAAAUAGAUUCUGCCAGAAACUGGCUGUAUGUGGUGCCAAUUGUUUUAAGUGCUCCCUAUAUAUUACUCUCCCCUGUAAAUGCAGUUCUCCCUUUAGAAGGAAGCAAAUGGGAUGUUUUCUUGAUGAACUUUCAGGAGUGGGAGGCCAUUAUCAAGGAAGAGGGUAUUUCAUGAAUUUCUCUUCUACUGCGUAUCUCCAUUAGCACAUUCAACUCAGUUUUCUGACCCAUUAGAUCAGGGGUGUCAAACUCAUGUCAUCACGGCGGUGUCACAUGAUGUAUUGGGACUUUUUCCCCCUUCGGUAAACCAGGUGUGCGCGUGGCCAAUGCUGGAUGCAUCUGGCCCACUGGCUGGGAGUUUGACAGCCCUGCACUAGAUGAAGACUUUACACAAUGCAGGAUAAACUUUUUCCAUUUGUAUCCCAAGUAGCAUUUUGCAGUAAAUGUAAGCAAAAUUCUACCUCUUAGUCUAAAAUCUUUACCCAAGACAACUGGCAUGUUAAAAAUAUAAAGAUUUCCUGGAUCAUAUUUCUUAAUUCAAAAAAGGAAAAGCAUAGAAAAUGGACAUAUACAUGUUUUGUCUGAUCUUCACUCCUUUUGCCUCAGCAAAAUCCUUUGGUAUUAAAAUAAAGACAUCAGGAUUGGUUACCAAACUUGGCAUCACUAUUUUAAUUUUAUUUUGUAAAUAUGUUUUUGUAGGUUUUAAAAGCAACACCCUCAAAACUGUUAACAGUAGAACCUUUGCCUCUCAUUAAUAAUGUAUAAAAUAAAGUUUUGAUUUAACUUUCCAUUCACUUGGGCUUCCUAGUGUAAGUCUUUUCAUCGCACCAGUGCUUUCUGAAGAGAACUUGAUGUCACUGAGGACAAUGCUAUUGAAAAACAACUUCAUUUCUGUCAUGCAAGUUGGAUGAAUUAUUGAAACUAAUAGCAGCAUAUACUGUAUGCUUCAUCCUCUCAAUUCAUUGCAUCCCUACAGUUGGUAUAUUAUCCAAUGCAGGAAGAAGGAAGACAGUGUUGCUAUAUUAAUUUAUAUCCUGAUUUUCUCUCCAUAAGUUACUCAAAGCAGUUAAGGUAACAAUUAAAAGCCAACACUUAAAAUAUUAUAAAUCACUAUAUGGAUCACUAUAAACUAGCACAAAUUGGAAAGGGAUGUAUUGACUCUUUCCAAAGACCAAUUGGGAGAAAAAGGAAAGCCUUUUACUCUGUGCCUAAUAAAUAAAACUUGGAAAGCAGAUGCAUCUUCAAGAGAAUUUCUCCAGUUGAUAUUACUUCCUCAAUAGAUUCAUCCUGUGGUCCCUAGAUAGUUAAGUUGUGAACUGUUUAAAGGCAAAUUCUUAAACUUUACCCUGAAAGUGCAGAUCUUGUAUCACAGUUAUAAUGUGUAUCUAGUAUUAUACACCAGAUAGCAGCCUAUUUGUUGAAUGUUAUACCAACUGAAUUUUCCAGGUAGCUACUCUCAGCCUGGGGGUGGAAAGUUAAAUAUUUAAGUUCUGUGCAAUCGUGGGAUGCCUUUGUGAAGAAUAUAGCUUUAGUGAGAAGAAUGACUCCUCACAUUGGCAAGCACACUAAUGAUAGCCAAAAAUGGAAGGAACAAAUGAAAGAUUGUUUUCUUCCUUCUUUGAUUUGUGAAAGAAGAGAAUUAAUAGAACCUCCAUCAUGUUCCAUCAGUUAAUUAUACCAUUAUAAUUCCAAGACAUAUAAUAUAUUUAACAUAUAUCAAGUGUUCAAGAAAACAAACAUCCAGGUGCCAGAGCAGAUCGAUAAACUCUGGAAAAUAUCCCAUCACUGCCCCUCU
Molecule: messenger RNA, 3729 nt
Organism: Notechis scutatus (mainland tiger snake)
Lineage: Eukaryota; Metazoa; Chordata; Lepidosauria; Squamata; Elapidae
Source: RefSeq, a predicted model, not a curated record